Messenger RNA from Pseudomassariella vexata, 249 nucleotides. RefSeq names its product ribosomal protein L38e. Lineage: Eukaryota; Fungi; Ascomycota; Sordariomycetes; Amphisphaeriales; Pseudomassariaceae. The transcript has 4 exons. Bases 1 to 249 code for a protein of 82 amino acids. Gene Ontology annotation, cellular component: ribosome; cytosolic large ribosomal subunit. The record is from RefSeq and is a predicted model, not a curated record. Gene Ontology annotation, biological process: protein-RNA complex assembly; translation. Gene Ontology annotation, molecular function: structural constituent of ribosome.
AUGCCUAAGGAAAUUGCCGACAUCAAGCAGUUCAUCGAGAUCUGCCGCCGCGAGGAUGCCAAGUCUGCGCGCAUAAAGAAGUCGAAGAAGGCCCCUCAGACCAAAUUCAAGGUCCGAUGCUCUAAGCUUCUGUACACGCUGGUUCUCAAGGACUCCGACAAGGCUGAGAAGCUGAAGCAGAGCCUGCCUCCCAACUUGCAGAUCAAGGAGGUUCCUAAGAAGAACAAGAAGGGCAAGCACACCGCAUAA